CUCACCUCUCACCCCUCAUGGAGAGAUCCAAGCGGUUCUUUCCACGGGGAGGGUCCAAGCUGUCAUGGAAAGCCUGGCAGGGGCUGUUAUAAAUCACCCAGGGCUGCAGGCAGGAGGGCAGGCAGCUCCUGCUGGCCUGGGGAGAACCAGAGCUGCUGGUGCUGACAGAACCUCGGGCUGGACAUGAAGAUCUCCUUGGCCCUGCUCGUCCUGCUGCUGGCAGCUGCCUGGACUGGGAGCCAGGGGAUGUCCUUCCGCAGGUCCAGCCCCAGCUGCUGCUCCAAGGGAAUGUUCUCCCGUCGGAAAAUCCCCGAGUUCAAGAUCCUGGGCUACCUGGAAACAGCCUCCAGCUGCACCCACAGGGCUGUUCUUGUGAAGCUGGCAAAGGGGAUGGUCUGCGUGGACCCAGAGGAGAAAUGGUUCCAGGAGUACCUGAGGAAGCAGAAGAAGCCAAACAGCACCUUGACGUGAAGCUGCCUUCCCCACAUCUCUAUUUAAUUGUACCCCAUAAUCCUCUGUGUGUUUUUGUGUCACUCAUUAA
Passer domesticus (house sparrow) is the source of this 541-nucleotide messenger RNA. RefSeq names its product C-C motif chemokine 7-like. Gene Ontology annotation, molecular function: chemokine activity. Gene Ontology annotation, cellular component: extracellular region. Bases 184 to 471 code for a protein of 95 amino acids. NCBI's taxonomy places the organism in Eukaryota, Metazoa, Chordata, Aves, Passeriformes, Passeridae. Gene Ontology annotation, biological process: immune response. The record is from RefSeq and is a predicted model, not a curated record. The transcript has 3 exons.